AUGGAGGAUAUUGAGAAAAAUAUUAAACAAAAUUUAGAAAAUAAGGAAUUGAAGAAGAAUGAAUUGGAUAAGGAGAAUGAAUCAGAGGAGGAUGAAUUGAAAGAAAAUGAUUUAGUGGAAGAAGAAUUGGAGGAGAAAAAUUUGGAGGAGAAUGAUUCAGAAGAGGAAGAAUUAGAAGAGAAGAAUAAAUCAGAGGAUGAAUUAGAGGAGGAUGAAUUAGAGAAGGAGAAUGAAUUAGAGAAUGAAUUAGAGGAGGAUGAAUUAGAGGAGAAUGAAUUAGAAGAGA
Molecule: messenger RNA, 286 nt
Organism: Dentiscutata heterogama
Lineage: Eukaryota; Fungi; Glomeromycota; Glomeromycetes; Diversisporales; Gigasporaceae
Source: the annotation of a GenBank genome assembly